AUGGCAACCAUAUCAGUUGAAGCGGCGGUGCAAAUGAUAGCUACCUUUCUUGCAAAUGAAACUCAAUCAAUGACCGGUGUUCGCCAAAGAGUGAGUAGUUUGAAGGAUGAUUUGGAAUACAUGCAUUCUUUCCUGCAGACUGCGGAAUCAAUAGAUGAAAAGGACAGCGGACUGAAGACAUGGGUGAAACAAGUAAGAGACGUGGCUUAUGAGACUGAAGACGUUGUUGAAGAGUUCUUGCUUCUUUUGACACCACCAUCUCAUCACUUCCUAAGAACAUGGCUCUUUCAUAUACAAGGUCUGAGAAUAAGGUACCUCUUAUCUGAUAAGAUAAAACUCAUUAACUUGAAGAUGAAAGGAAUCAAAGAAAGAAGAGAAACAUUUUUUCUUCCGAGUACACAUGUUGAAUUGGGAGGUGUGAAGCCGGGGCAUGACCUUAGACUUGAUGCUCUAUUUGUUAAGGAUACUGCGGCUGUAGGAAUUGACGAUUCUAAGAGCCAAUUGAUUACAUUGCUUAAUGUGGGAGAUAAGGAUCUACUUAUCGUCACUGUGGUUGGGAUGGGUGGCGUAGGAAAGACUACUCUUGUGAGGAAAGUCUAUGAGAGUCCCGCUAAGGGGCACUUUGAAUGUCAAGCUUGGAUUACUGUUUCCAAGUCAUUUACAAGCUUGGAACUUCUUCGAGCUUCCUUGAAGAGCUUCAUGGAUAAAACUAAAGAAGUAGGAAAUAAAGAGUUAGACAAAAUGGAUGUGAUUCAAUUGAUCGAUACAUUGAGGAAUUAUCUGAACCAAAAGAGGUACAUUAUUGUGUUCGAUGAUAUUUGGAGCGUUGAGGCGUGGGAUCAUGUUAAAUUUGCAUUUCCUUGUUGCUCGUGUGGGAGUAGGAUCAUCUUCACUACACGUAACGGAGACAUAGCCUCAUCAACUGAAAUCACUAAUCACAUGUUCAAUCUCAAUCCUUUGUCGAUCCAAGAUUCUUGGAACCUUUUCUGCAUGAAAGCGUUUCGAGGUGAUGAGUACAAAGGUGUUUGUCCCGAAGAGAUGCACGAUAUCUCGUGGAGCCUGAUGAAAAAGUGCGGAGGACUGCCUCUCGCAAUUGUAGCCCUCGGGGGUUUGUUGGCUACGAAGGAGAAACAUGUUCUCCAUUGGCAGAAAAUUCUGGAAAGUCUAUCUCCCGAAACAAGAAUCAUCUCAGGACUUGAGAGUCUAGAAAGGAUAUGUUUACUCAGUUACAAUGAUUUACCCAAUCAUCUCAAAUGUUGCAUCUUGUACACAAGCAUGUUUCCUGAGGAUUAUAUCAUCAAGAGAUCGAGACUCACUCUUCUAUGGGUGUCUGAAGGAUUCGUGGAAGACAGACAGGGAGUAUAUACCCGUGAAGAGGUCGCUGAGAGCUACCUAAAUGAAUUGGUUAACAGAAGUAUGAUUCAAAUUGUUUUGAAAAACAAUUUCAACCGGGUCAAGACUUGUCAACUUCACGAUGUCUUGCGAGAUGUUCUUCAAAGGAAAUCCAGAGACGAGUCAUUUUCCAUUGUGUUGAAAGAUGGAAAACUAUUACAAUCAAGUGAGAAGAUUCACCGUGUAGCAAUCUAUGAGAAUUUCGAUGAUCGCCAAACUCUCCAAGGAGCCAAGAUAUCACUAUUCACAGGCCUUCGAUCCUUACUUCUCUUUGAUACCUCGGAAUCAUAUAAUGUUGAUGGUAAAUUGUUAAAGACAUAUUUAUAUGGUUGUCGAUCGUUGAGGGUGGUGGAGAUUAAAUGUGUUUCCCUUAUCCAUUUCCCUGAAGAGUUAACUAAAUUGAUUCACUUGAAACACUUGAGCUUGAAGUGGAAUAGGCAUAUAGUAGAUAUUCCAGACUCUAUUAGAAAGUUGAGGUGUCUAGAGAUACUUGAUCUCCGAUUUUGUUAUAUAAAUCAUCUGUCGCAGGGGAUCCUAGCUUUGAAGAAUCUUCGUCAACUAUGUUAUCACACUAUAUCUGAUAUUGCAGUUAAAGUUCCAUCCGGGAUAGAAAAUUUGAGAAAGUUAGAGAAAUUGAUUGGGUUUGAAGUGGAUCGGAAGACUGUGAAUGAAAUUGGAAAGUUGACAAAUUUAAAGAGUCUAGGUGUUGUGAAACUAACAGAACAAAACUGGACGCAACUAUCUCCCACGUUAGAGAAAUUGAAGCGUCUGACUGCUUUAUACCUUUCAUCACGGGUUAACGAUAUUUUUGAACGUCUUUCUCUAACUAAUAUCUCAUCUCCUCCACUACUUUUGCAGCGCCUUUUCCUAAGUGCCAAAUUACAAAGUUUGCCUAGUUGGAUCUUUUGCCUCCGUGAUCUUAGCAAAUUAGUUCUUAUGCAUUCUAGGCUCGAGAAUGAUCCACUAAGAGCACUUCAGGGAUUGGAAAACUUGGUAGUGCUUCAUCUCGAUGAAGAAUCUUAUUGGGGAGAGGAAUUAAGUUGCGAUAUUGGAAGCUAUCCAAAGCUUAAGGAGCUCCACGUUACUGAAUUGUGGUAUUUGAAGAGGAUAGUGUUGACAGAAGGAGCGAUGCCUAGGCUAAGAGAGCUAAAACUCCGUGAUUGCCCAUGUCUAGAAACGGUACCGACAGGGACAGAACAUCUCAGAGACUUGCAAUGUCUGUCUGUAUCAUUCAUGCCUGAGAUAUUCUCACAAAAUAUAAAAGGACCACAUGGUCAAGAUUUUUGGAAAGUUGGGCAUAUUCCAAUAAUUAAAAUAGGUUUCAUCCACCGUCUAUUGAAGAUCGUCGAGCUUCCUCCACCUUCAGUCGCCUCCUCCACCGUCGUCGCCGGCACAACUGCUAAAUAA
Impatiens glandulifera is the source of this 2799-nucleotide messenger RNA. RefSeq names its product disease resistance protein RPM1-like. The coding region runs from base 1 to 2799 and encodes 932 amino acids. Lineage: Eukaryota; Viridiplantae; Streptophyta; Magnoliopsida; Ericales; Balsaminaceae. The record is from RefSeq and is a predicted model, not a curated record. Gene Ontology annotation, molecular function: ADP binding. Gene Ontology annotation, biological process: defense response to other organism. The transcript has 2 exons.